Molecule: messenger RNA, 2038 nt
Organism: Sclerotinia trifoliorum
Lineage: Eukaryota; Fungi; Ascomycota; Leotiomycetes; Helotiales; Sclerotiniaceae
Source: the annotation of a GenBank genome assembly
UGCCUACCUAGGAUAUUAUUGCAUGAGAGGGGUUCUUAGGUCAUUGACGAAUAGAAUGGUGCUGAUUUGAUGAUUUGAUUGAUGAUUCGAUUGAUUGCUAAGCUUUCUCCGCCUCUAUACGUAUUCUUUUGUUUAACAGGUAGGUUAGGACAACUUUUCCUCAACGCAAAUGCUAUCUCGAUCGCUUCUUGCUAAGAUCAAUAGAUCCGUUGGUUUGAAUUCGUCUUUUUCAUUGGUAUGUUUGUGUUUUUUGUUUGUGUUUAUGUUUAUUUGGGGAGUAUGAUGAGGGGGUUGUGGUUUGUGUGACGGGGUUUGUGUGAGGGGGUUUGUGUGAGGGGGUUUGUGUGACGGGGUUUGUGUGAGGAGGUUAGAUGAGGGAUUAGGUGGGCUCUGCGGGAUUUGGUGGAUGGGAGAGGUAGAAGGAGAGGGGAGGGAACAGUGGUUUCGGGGAAGACAUGAUGGCGGGGGAGAUAAAUAGGAGGAAUGGAAAGAAAAAGAUUCAAGAAUCAAAGCUAAUCAUUUAUAUCUCAUUAGAAACUCACACCUGCAAGAACGAUCUCACAAACACAUAUUCGCAAAAUGCAUAUUCAAAGUAUUUCGAUGUGGGAGGGUACCUCGAAUAACUAUGCGUAUUUGGUGGUGGAUAAUAAGAGUAGGGAUGCGGUGAUUAUUGAUCCGGCGAAUCCGGAGGAGUGAGUUUGGGUUUUUGUUUUUGUUUGGUUUGGUUUGGUUUGUUUUGAGGGCGUGGGAAGAAGGGAAGGCGUGGUGGAUAGUUGAGAUGGAUGGGAUGAUUGGCAGACGGAAGAGGGGAGAGAAAGGGGACAAAAUUUGAUGAGGAAGAAAGGAGAAAGGCUAAUUACAGUAUCAAUAGGGUCGCUCCUGUUUUACAACUACAAUUGAAGGAUAAAUUAAUCAAUUUAAAAGCAAUCGUCAAUACACAUCAGUGAGUUUAUAUCAGACAUCCAUCACCAAGGCAUUACACCAACAAUCAUAAUUUAGCCACUGGGACCACGCAGGUGGAAAUAAAAAACUAGUAAGCUCCUUCAUCACCACCCUCCCCAACACAUAGCUUAGCUGACACCAUUCAUUCAGCUCGAUUAUCCAGGAUUUGAAGGCUUACCAAUAAUUGGUGGUAAAGAUUGCGAGGGAGUUACACAGACACCGAAAAAUGGAGAGGGGUUUAAUAUCGGAGUGAUCAAGGUCAAGGCACUUUAUACACCGUGUCAUACACAGGAUAGUAUUUGUUGGUUUAUGGAGGAUGAUAAGGGUCAAAAGGCAAUUUUUACGGGUGAUACACUAUUUCAUGGAGGUAAGUAUAUUGACUUGAUUGAUGGAAAAGGGAUAUGAAAUCAGGCAGGGAUAGAGAUUAUGAUAAUGCAUGGAACUGACAUGAAAUAGGAUGUGGAAGAUUCUUUGAAGGAACGGCUGAGGAAAUGCAUACAGCUCUUAAUAAAACACUUGCAGCUGUACCGGAUGAUACAAUUGUCUAUGUAGGUUCCUUUCCUUCACAUUUAUAAAAUACAAGUAUGCGAUCUUAUACUAAUUUACCUACCAUCUGCCAUAGCCCGGACAUGAAUACACAAAGGACAAUGUAAAAUUUGCUGUAUCUGUUUCACAAAGUGAAGCAGUAAAAGCAUUGGAAGAUUUUGCAAAGAACAAUAAGUAUACUCAAGGAAAGUUUACUAUUGGGGAUGAGAAGAAACACAAUGUUUUUAUGAGAGUAGAAGAUCCGGAAAUUCAAAAGGCGACGGGAAAGACGGAUCCAGUGGAAGUGAUGGCGAAGUUAAGGGAGCUGAAGAAUAACUUCAAGUGAGUAAGUAUUGACCUUUUCUGUAACUGGAUAAAGGAUGUAUACUGAUGGGGAUUUUUAGAGAUCCAAUAGCAAAGAUCUAAUGAUGUUGAUGUUGAUUUCACAUGUGGAUUUUCUGGGGAAGGGGUCCAACAAAUUGGCAUGCAGUUACCUAGGUAGUUGGCAGUUAUCUAUGAAAUUUACAAGAUCCUACAUUUAUAUGCAAUGAAAAUCAACCUGGCAAACCUA